AGUGGGCUAGCUGAAGUUCCCGGGUGGAGGGCGCUGGUGUCUGGGUCUGUGCAGUCCGGGCUGUGGCCUGUCAAGUGAUUGCACAGGUCAGGUGUGAGUCGGGAUUGCCGGCAGGGCGAACCUACUUGCAACGCUUCUCACCUACACCCAAGGGCCGUGUGGGCAGGGAAUGCAAAUAAUUGGUCCUCCUUGACGUCACAGCACAUGGCGCUUGCGCAUGCUCUGCGCAUGUCGUGUGUUUUUCCGCCUCAGAGCAGGAACAAUGGUGCUCCCUCUAGUGUCCAGAUGGUCUGCAAGGGUCCUCUGGGCAUCUCCAGGAUGGAGGAGGACCUACACCCAGAGUGCUUGUGUGGGGUUGAAGUGGCUGGGUUGCCCUCGGGGUGUGUACAGCCCCUUGGCUCGCAGAGCGUACUCCGAGGUAGCUGGCAGCCCAGAGGUGACGCUGACCCCUGAGCGAUAUCCGGUGCAACGGCUGCCGUUUUCUACUGUGUCCGAGGAGGACCUGGCUGCAUUUGAAUGCAUCAUACCUGGCAGAGUUAUCACAGAUCCAGAGCAACUGCAGACAUGCAACGUUGACUGGCUGAAGACCGUCCGGGGUUGUAGUAAGGUGUUGCUGAGACCCCAGACUUCAGAGGAAGUCUCCCAGAUUCUUAGGCACUGCUACAAGAGGAACUUGGCUGUGAACCCACAGGGCGGGAACACUGGCAUGGUGGGUGGCAGUGUCCCUGUCUUUGACGAAGUCAUCCUGUCCACUGCCCUGAUGAAUCAAGUCAUCAGCUUUCAUGAUGUAUCUGGAAUCCUGGUUUGCCAGGCAGGCUGUGUGCUGGAGGAGCUGAGCAGGUACGUGCAGGAGCGAGACUUCAUCAUGCCACUGGACUUGGGAGCGAAGGGCAGCUGCCACAUCGGGGGAAAUGUGGCAACAAAUGCUGGUGGCCUGCGAUUCCUGAGAUAUGGCUCCCUUCGAGGGACUGUCCUGGGCCUGGAAGUGGUACUUGCUGAUGGGACCAUCCUGAACUGCCUGACGUCUCUGAGGAAGGACAACACAGGCUAUGACCUGAAGCAGAUGUUCAUUGGGUCAGAGGGCACCCUGGGAGUCAUCACUGCUGUGUCCAUUGUGUGCCCACCCAGGCCUAAGGCUGUGAAUGUGGCUUUCCUUGGCUGCCCUGGGUUUGCUGAGGUUCUGCAGACCUUCCGCACCUGCAGGGGGAUGCUGGGUGAGAUCCUGUCUGCGUUUGAGUUCAUGGAUACUGAAUGCAUGCAGUUGGUUGGACAGCACCUCCGGCUAACCAACCCAGUACAAGAGAGUCCAUUCUAUGUCCUGGUUGAGACCUCAGGCUCCAGUGCAGGACAUGAUGCUGAGAAGCUGACGAGCGUCCUGGAGCAGGUGCUGAACUCUGGCCUGGUGACAGAUGGCACUAUGGCCACCGACCAGAGGAAAGUCCAGAUGCUGUGGGCCUUGCGGGAGAGGAUCACAGAGGCACUCAGCUGCGAUGGCUAUGUGUUCAAGUAUGACUUAUCCCUCCCUGUGGAGCGGCUCUAUGACCUUGUGAUCGACCUACGCACCCGCCUUGGCCCUCGUGCCAAGCAUGUGGUGGGAUAUGGACACCUGGGGGAUGGCAACCUUCACCUGAACGUGACUGCAGAGGCCUUUAGCCGGGAGUUGCUCGGUGCCUUGGAACCUUAUGUGUAUGCCUGGACAGCNGAGCAGCGGGGCAGUGUCAGUGCGGAGCACGGCCUGGGCUUCAAGAAGAAGGAUGUANUUGGCUAUAGCAAGCCACCUGUGGCCGUGACGCUUAUGCAUCAGCUCAAGGCCAUGCUGGACCCCAAAGGCAUCCUGAACCCCUAUAAGACUCUACCUGCCCAGUCCUAAAUGGAGCUUUUCAGCUUGUGCAAGAUGCUAGGACCUAGGCGAAGGAAGGUUUGGUGGACCUGGAGGCCUGUCAGCUGAUGGCAUCCACAAUAGACCAGGUUACUAACACUCACUGGCUAGCUAGGAGCCACCGCUGAGCAACCUCUGGGCAAGGUUGCCUCUCUGUGGGGGGUGAACAGAUCAGAUAGAGCUUCCAGGCCCUUCUUUUGUCUCCUGCCAGCUCAGUGUGGACAGAAUAAGUGGGUGGGCAAUUGCCCUACUCCCAAACAGGCCAGAUCUCACCAGCUCUGGGGUGGGUGGCCUGUGGAGACCUGCUUUGUUGCAUCUCUAUAGCGUGUAAUUUUAAAACCUCCCUGUUUGCCUGGUGCAUCUCGAGGCUGCCACCAGUCUCUCACUCAGCUUCGCUACUGGCCAGUUGGCCAUUUUCCCCUGGAGCUGUGAUUGCUGCCCCAUCCCCUCAUGGCUAGCUUUGCCAAACUGUCGCCAACAACUGCCCCAGUGGAUAGAAAACACCAGUUUUAUUAUUUUAAAACUAGACAGAUAACUCAAUGGCUGGGUGAAGAAUUUCCUGCCCUAAUCUUAUCAACUAGCUCCCUCCAUCUUGCCUGGCCUUCUGCCCACAGCAGAAGCUAUAAACUAAGAGCCCCAAGACCUACAUGUCAGCAGCAUCCUACUCGCUUCAAAGCCUGGUCCAAAGUCUGCUUUCUUUGUUUCCCCUUUCUUCUGCCUGGGAUGUAAAACUUCCAUCUUUUUCCCUUCAUGCAGCAAUUAGCUUCUGCCUCUUUUAUUGGCACAAUCAAGAACCAAUUAGGGAACCAAUACCUCUCCCUUCACAUCUCUGGGAAGAGAACCAUGUGAUCUCUUGGAUGGAUCUUACUGGAUAGUUUGUCAUGUGGCAUGUAUUCUGUGAGGGCUGCAGCAGAGUUGUCUAGCCCCAGAUUAGUUACCACAGUGACAGAGAAUGCCACAACUCAUUCCCAUGGGCCUGAGUCGGGUUUGCUGUCAUAUCAAGCAGGUCUUGAAUUGGUAACUGUGGUCCACCUGGCUAGGCAAUUCCCUCAGGUUUUGUUCGUUUUGAGACAGGUUCUCUCAUGUAAUUCUACGUAACUCUGGCUGUUCUGGAACUUAUGAUGUAGACCAGAUAGAUAGACCUUUAACUCACAGAGAUCCACCAUGCCCCUGACUUUGCUUCUGCCCCCUGAGUAAUGGGAUUAAAGGCAAGUGCCACUAUACCCAGUUUACUUUGUUCUUAAAGACCUGUCUGGUUGGUAAGCAGGUGUGGAGGGCUGUGAUUGCCUACAGAGCCUGACCUUUCUGGAUAUGGGACAGUUCCCUAACUGAAUCAAUAGAGGCAACUUUCAGUCAUGUGGUCUACACACUGUCCUCUAUCACUUGGCUUGUCUCAUGACCUGGCAGUCUGGAAGGCCGAAUACACCUACCAUAUUUUUUUCUGCUAUCAGUUUCCAGAAAACAUUUGAACUACAACCUGCAGCUGCUAGAAAAUGAUUCACAUAAAGUUAAUUGUAAAGUUGUGGCUCACUACAUAUCUCCACAUAUUUAGUGUGCUCUGAAUUCCCAAUGUGUCUUCACACGUGGAUUAGAAAGUUAGUGUUAGCAAUGUGAGCAAUCGAAGAGUGAGAGGCUGUAGUUCCUGCCUGUAGUGUGCUACAGAUAGGUUAAGCGAAUGUGGGGAUCCCAACACAGGUACGUGUAGCCCUUCCUGCCAGGACCUGCCUUCCUCUUGCUCCACUGAGCAUUGUUCUGUGGAGCUCACAGGGUACGUGGUAAGCGAAGGGGCUGUCAUUUUCUCUUGAUGAGCUAUGUGAAGCCCCCUUUAUUCAUCCAUCCCUGGGAAAGGAUCUCUUCUUAGGUCCCCUCUAGCUUUUCUUUUGUGUUUUGAAGUGAGUGCAUUUUGAAGUUAGAGCCUGUGAAAUAGAGCAUGGUUGGUGUAGCAGCGUGUAGCUGUAAAACAAACCAUCUAAUGUUGUUAGCACUGACCAGUGCACCCUAAACCAAUGGAGCAGUGAGUUCCACCCAUGCAGAAAACCUAGCUAGAAACAGAUGGGAAAAUGGACUUGCUAACUGACCAAUGAGAUUCCUCCGGACUCCUCAGGCGUCUGACACAUCCAUCUCCUUAAUGCCUGCAGUCUCUCACACCCCAACACAGAAGAGUAAGCCGCCAGUCAGAAGAUGUCUCUCCCUGUGGGAGAGAGCUGGGUGUGGUGAUGCUGGUUUGCAAUCUAGCAUUUGGGAGGCAGAGGCAAGCGGAUCUCUGAUAUAGAGAAUUCCAAGCCAGUCAGGGCUCCAUAGUGAAAUCCUGUCUUAAAAAGCUAGAACAGGUGACCACGAGGACUCUCUACUCCCAUCCCACACAGACGGGAAGUCUCCAGUGUGCAAGCUGGGAGAGGGUAUUGUGUUUGGAUUAGAAGUUUAGGAUUCCACUGCUAGAUAUCUAAGCCAUUGCAAUAUGAGACACAGUUACCUAACCAGGACAGUGGGAGGAGUAUACCCAGGAUCAGCAGUUUCUCUGUGAUGUGAGCAAGCAUGGCCUGGAGUCUCAGCCGUAGGGAAGGUGGCUUGGGCAUGGGCAGACCCUGCCCAGGACUACAAGGGGCUAUGUGGUCUUCCAUAGCAGCAUGCGUCACAGAAAGAGGACAGCUGUCGUACGAGAUGAUUAGGAGACGGUGNUUUGUAUGGUUGCAGACAUGGACACCUUACUGAUCCAGGUUAUGCUCUCCCGGUCCAGCACACUACCCACUGGUGCCCCCUGUGAACCAGCUCCUGCCGCUGGAUAUAUGCGAUGUAGAAGACACUGCUGGGUACCUUGGUUGCAACUGCCCAUUGCUGCCUAUCUAGAAUCUCAAAGCCUGGAUGGGUAGGUGACCCAUAGGCAUUAGAAGAGGACCCCUUGCCCCAGAGGGUCUAUGGGAGCAGGGGGCAAGCUCAGUUGGAGUGGAGCUGCUGUUUUGAGGUCACUAACCUGUGCCCUGGUGUGCUCCUUCAUGGUAGAGUAUCCAAGCUCUGAACCUGGUGUCAUUUUUUUUUUCUUAAUAAAUGUACGAGUAGCCUAA
Molecule: messenger RNA, 4941 nt
Organism: Mus caroli (Ryukyu mouse)
Lineage: Eukaryota; Metazoa; Chordata; Mammalia; Rodentia; Muridae
Gene: D2hgdh
Product: D-2-hydroxyglutarate dehydrogenase
Cellular component (GO): mitochondrion
Molecular function (GO): catalytic activity; FAD binding
Source: RefSeq, a predicted model, not a curated record